Molecule: messenger RNA, 1516 nt
Organism: Marmota monax (woodchuck)
Lineage: Eukaryota; Metazoa; Chordata; Mammalia; Rodentia; Sciuridae
Gene: Mettl18
Product: methyltransferase 18, RPL3 N3(tau)-histidine
Exons: 2
Coding region: 375-1472 (365 amino acids)
Biological process (GO): peptidyl-histidine methylation, to form tele-methylhistidine
Molecular function (GO): protein-L-histidine N-tele-methyltransferase activity
Source: RefSeq, a predicted model, not a curated record
GCGCCCGAGGAAGCCGGCCCCUCUAGGCCCCGGAGGACUCCACUCACGGGUGCGCGCUCGAGGCCGGGCGAGGCGGGCAGCGCGGCUCUCUCCGCCCCGCGACCCCCGGUCCCGCCGGCGGCCAGCGUCCCCGCGGCUGGGUCGUGCUUCCGGGAGGUGAGGCCGGGAGUCCCAGGGCUAAAUUCAAAGAGGAGCAAAGACCUCUAAAAAGUCUUUGGAAAUGUGUUUGUAAUGGUGUGUAAGCAGCUAAAGAGGAAUUGACCCCAACAGAACUAACUGGAUAAUUGAGGCAGGUUUCUGUGUGUCAUCAAAUUCUGUCCAGAAAUCGAAGAAUCUUCCUUUGAACUCUAGGCUGGUGUGCAUUUAAUAAGAGGAUGACCUUUCAAUUUAAUUUCACUAUAGAAGACCAUCUGGAAAAUGAAUUAGCGCCUGCUGGAGAUGGAGCUUUGACUCUGAAUUCCUCGAAAGCAUCAUCAGUGUCAGUAAGUCGAAAGGGAGAACCCGAGAACAAAAAAUGUUCAGAGGAGCACCUGGGGAAGCCCAAGUCAGUGGGGAAUGCAGCUCCCCCUCCAGAUGCGGAUCCACCCAGUGCAGCUGGGAACUCAGAGGGCUCUGGGCCACAUGACGAUCGGCCUUGCUUGAGACUUGCCAAAGAGCAUGCUGUGCCUAGAGAUUUGAAGAAAGUGCUAGAAAAUAAAGUCAUAGAAAUGUUGCCAGGUCUCCAGCCUGUGAACAUGUCAGUAGUGAAAACCACCUUGUUGAAAGAGAACUUCCCUGGAGAAAACACAGUUUCAGAAAACUUUUCUUCACACUCUGAUCUGAUUACAGGUGUUUAUGAAGGAGGCUUAAAAAUCUGGGAAUGUACCUUUGAUCUCCUGGCUUAUUUCACAAAGGCCAACAUGAAAUUCGCUGGGAAAAAAGUGUUGGAUCUUGGCUGUGGAUCAGGGUUGCUGGGUAUAACUGCACUCAAGGGAGGGGCCAGAGAAAUUCAUUUUCAAGAUUAUAACAAUCUGGUGAUUGAUGAAGUGACCCUACCUAAUGUAGUGGCUAACUCCACUUUGGAAGAGGAAGAAAAUGAUGUAAAUGAACCAGAUACAAAGAGAUGCAGGAAGUCAAAAGUAGCCCAGGAACUGUACAAGUGCCGUUUCUUUUCUGGGGAGUGGUCUGAGUUUUGUAAGCUUGUGCUAAGCAGUGAAAAAUUCUUUGUAAAAUAUGACCUCAUUCUCACCUCAGAAACCAUUUACAACCCGGACUAUUAUAGUGCUUUGCACCAGGCAUUCCACAGACUGCUGGGUGAAAAUGGGCGGGUGCUUCUGGCCAGCAAGGCACAUUAUUUUGGUGUUGGUGGAGGUGUUCAUCUCUUCCAGAAGUUUGUAGAAGAAAGGGAUAUAUUUGAGACUAGAAUACUCAAAGUAAUUGAUGAAGGACUAAAGAGAUUCCUAAUUGAAAUGACUUUUAAGCAGCCCAGUUAAUAUUCACGGAGUCUCCUAAGAGAAAUAAACAGAAUGACCCCAAA